This is a messenger RNA of Pieris macdunnoughi, 1515 nucleotides long. The record is from the annotation of a GenBank genome assembly. NCBI's taxonomy places the organism in Eukaryota, Metazoa, Arthropoda, Insecta, Lepidoptera, Pieridae.
AUGAUGUGGGGUAAAAAGGUCCGGUUGGUCCUUUUUACCCCAACCAUGUCCAUCAAAUACAUUUGUAAAUACAUAAAUAAAGGAUCGGACCAAGCUACAUUUGGCGUCAGGAACCCAAAUGAUGAAGUGGAAAACUACGUGAAUAGCGAAUUUCCGAUUCAUGAGCGCCAUCCUACAGUCUUACAGUUAGCUGUCCACUUAGAAAAUGGGAAAAGGGUGUAUUUCACCGCAGAAACGGCUGAACAAGUGGCCCGAAAUCCACGCAAAACAACUUUGCUUGCUUUCUUUGAGCUCUGUAAUGAAGGUGAAUUCGCAAAAACACUGCUAUACCACGAAUUCCCGCAAUAUUUCACAUGGGCUAAUAAUAAGUUUACAAGAAGGAAGCGUGGUGAGAACGUAGUUGGCCAUCCAGGAAUAAAAAAAGAUGCUGCUUUAGGAAGAGUCUAUGGUGUUCAUGCUUCUCAAUCUGUGUGUUUUUAUUUUAGGAUGUUGAUGCAUCACGUACGCGGUCCAACUUCAUUUCAGCACUUGAAAACUGUGGACGGAGUUCUUAAAGAGACCUAUCAAGCUGCUUGCCGUGAUAGAGGUUUGCUAGAAAACGAUGACCAUUGGGAAAAUACUCUACGAGAAGCAUCGCUUUUGCAAUGUCCAAUACAAGUAAGAGAGUUGUUUUUGGUCAUACUUUUAUUUUGUCAGCCAUCGGAGCCAUUCAAAUUGUGGGACAGUUUCAAAGAUGAUUUGUGUGAAGAUGUUAGACACAGAAUCAGAAAGGAAAAUCAAGACUUCGCGUUACCAUACAAUGAGAAUAUUUAUAACGAAGGUUUGAUACAAAUAGAAAAUAGAUUGUUGCAAUUAAAUGACAAAAGUCGUAGUAAUUUUGGAUUAUCUUCUUCAGUUCGUACACAAAACAAUGUUGCAGAUACAAUGGCACAUCACUACGAUACAAAUGAUUUGACCCUUUUCGUCAAUGAAAACCUACCAAAAUUAGUCCCAGAUCAAAAACAUGCUUUUGAGACUAUAGUCGACUGUUUGAAUAAUGACAAACGAAAAAUAUUUUUCUUGGAUGCGCCAGGCGGAACAGGAAAAACGUUUCUUGCUAAGGUCAGAGAAUCAGGGAAAAUAGCAAUAGCAGUUGCUUCCUCCGGAAUUGCUGCAACUCUCUUGAGAGGUGGAAAAACUGCUCAUUCUACUUUUAAACUUCCGCUAUCUGUAAAUCUUGAGCAACAAUCUACAUGUUCUAUCCGCAAAAACGGGCCUCUAGGUAAAUUACUACAAGACAACUCAUUAGUUAUGUGGGACGAAUGCAUGAUGAGCCAUAGAGCACAUAUAGAGGUCGUGAACAGAACCUUAAAAGACCUCAGGAACUCCUCUGCAGUCAUGGGCGGGAUUACUUUUGUAUUUGCUGGAUAUUUCCGACAGACUCUCCCCGUUAUUAACAGAGGUACGCGAGCAGAUAUCAUCAAAGCAUGCAUGAAAUCGUCUCCCAUAUGGACUUCGAUUGAAACAUUAAAAUAA